Molecule: messenger RNA, 1084 nt
Organism: Paramecium sonneborni
Lineage: Eukaryota; Ciliophora; Oligohymenophorea; Peniculida; Parameciidae
Source: the annotation of a GenBank genome assembly
AGAUGUAAAAUUUGGAAGAAUUAAAAAUAGCAAUUACUGGAGCAGCUGGUAAUUUAGCAUCUGCAUUGUAUGACUAAAAAUAAUGAAUUCUAGUUAUCCUCUUUUAGGUUCUGGUUAAGUAUUUGGAUCAAUGCAGAAAUUUUCGUUGUAAUUAUUGGAAUUACCUGAUAAAUUACAAGAAUUGGAAGGAAUAAAGAUGCAAAUAUAAGAUUGUGCAUUUCCAUUAUUGAAUAAUGUGAUAGUAUCAAGUGAUCCAGCAAUUGCAUUUAAAGAUGCAGAUGUAGCAAUAUUUUUAGGAGCCAUGCCUCGUAAGCCUGGAAUGGAAAGAAGUGAUCUUUUAUAAAUGAAUAGAGAAAUAUUUAUACAAUAGGUUUAAUAUUCAAAUUAUAAAUACAGGGUUAAAUUUUAAAUGAUAAAGCUAAAACAACUGUUAAAGUUUUAGUUGUGGCAAAUCCUAGCAAUACAAAUUGUGCUACUCUAGCUAAUUAAUGUACUAAUAUUCCAUAAUCAAAUUUUACAUCACUUAUGUAACUAGAUCAUAAUAGAUGUGUCUCAACUGUAUGACGUAUUUUUUAUUAUUUUAGCUUGCAAGAGAAGCAAAUACAACUAUUGAUUAAAUCAAAAGAGUGAUCAUAUGGGGAAAUCACUCUCUUACAUAAUAUCCAGAUAUGACACAUUCUAUUAUUAAUGGUAAAUAAGCAUCAGAAACAUUUUCCAAGGAUUUUUUAAGAAAUGCUCUUAUAUAAUAAGUCUAAUAAAGAGGAGGUUAAAUAUUAUAACUUUCAAGAGGAGCGAGUACAAUUUCAGGAGCCAUUGCUGUUAAAGAUCAUUUAAGAACAUGGUUUUUAGGAACCUCUUAAGAUAAUUGGACCUCUUUUGGAGUAUCAAUAAAUAUAAUAUUAGGUUAUUUCUGAUGGAAAUCAUUAUGGAAUUCCAAAAGGCAUUUGCUUUUCUUUACCUGUGACUUGUAAAGAUUUUGAAUUUAAAGUUGUUGGUGAUGUAGAAUUAGAUGAUUUCUCCAAAUAAAGGAUUCAAUUAUCAUUAGUUGAAUUACAAAAAGAGUAGUAAUGAUUAAUAAAAAAUG